GAGUUCACACCUCAUGUGAAAAACCACUCACCGUCUGAAAAACCUUUGUGCAGUCGCGAUAGGAGGUGUUGUAGGCUAAGGAAUCCACGACCGAAUGGUUUACGGGCACUGGUGUGAAUUUCUUUGUGGACGACUGUACCUAGGGCGCUGCUAAAAAAUCUGAGAUUUUCAAAGUGAAGUAGAGCCUUGUUUGUUUUCAUCCACGUAAAUGUGCGUUUUUCCCCACCAUGAAUGAGCUUGAAGACUACAGUCCCGCUACCGACACGACCCAGCCAGAAACUCCAGUCAAUUGUUCUGUAGGAGCUUCGACAUCUCGAGAGGAACUACACCGACCAGGAGACACAACAAGAACAACUUCAGCUGUUCGUCCGUCGGAUCGUAACACGUAUCGACCCAGCGGCAACAACAAGACGUCGCUUCAUUGGGUUUGGGACGCAGCGACAAACCGUUUUGUUCCAGUUCAAAAGCUGGCGCAACAGCAGAGGUCAAAAAUAUUGCUGAAACAGCAAGGGCCCCCGCGAGAAGCAGUAACGGAAGGAAAGAGUGCGGUUGGAGUUGUUGCCACGACAUCCGCCUCUGCAUCAAGUUCUGUGCCUGGCCGAAGAUCUUCCAAGAAGCAGGCCGGGCUGGAGUUUAUUUCGCAGCUUCAAAAAGAACAGCAGCAGCAGCACGAGCACGACAAGUUAUUUACGACCAAGAAGAACCUGGGCUACGAGAAAGGUUUUGAUCAGCCAGAACGCUUCGCUCCUGUAUUAUUUCGGACGAGCUCCGCUCAUAGCAACUACAGCGACGUGACGACUUUGCCCGGAGUACACGACCGCAGCUAUAACGAUUCGUCUUUCACAUCAUCAGCUCAAGAUCCUUCUUGGAGCAGGUCCUCCGCCGCGCGUGCGUCUGCAGCUGAAGGGAGUCGAGUUGGAGAAAACCAUUACCUGGAGAGGGAGACAAACGAUUUCUACGAGGGUAUUCUAGACCGAAGGUACGACCUUAGACAGGAAAAGUUACGAGAGGCGAAACUACAAGGAUUUCACAACUGUACUUCCACGUCGACCUUCUACCCGAAUAAGCCUUCGUCAGCCCGCCCCGCUGGUGAGCUGCACAAUUUGAAUAAUUCCACUGCGCCUGGUGAUCUGAGCCGUGGAGUUUCUCGUCGUCGUGGCUACUACAUAAGACAGAGCGACGGGUCAUACGCUUUUUUUCUUUGUGAAGACAACGAAGAUUUCGACUACAGUCCGCUGGAUAGAUCGGCACUGAACCACAAAACCAUCUCGUCGGUGGCACGGGACUACAAAAAUUACAACGGAGGAGGUCGGAGCUCCUUCGAGACCGCUACUAGAGAAAACCACUUCCCUGCACCCAGCACCACUGCUCGUCUUCGUGUGGACGAAACCACUUCCGACGACCACGACAAAAGCCAAUCAGAGCUACCCUUCGCCAACCAAUCGACACCCGUCAGCAGAAGACGCUUCUCGUCCAGACCCAGCCGCGCUGCGCCAACGCCAACGCCAACCCGAGAAGAGCUCGAGCUAGAACAUUAUCGUAUCGCAGCAGAACGCAGACGGCACCAGAGGGGCCGCACCACGACAGCAAACCAUAGAGACAGAACAGCAAUAAACAACAAUACGACCACCGCGAGUCAAAAUCACAAUCGGUUUCAUCACCUCCGUCGCAAUCGCACCACAGCCUACCGAGCAGGAGCGCGUCCUCCGACGAGGCAGGGCCGGAAUAAAGUGAAUAAAACCAACAUCACACGACAAGCGGUUAUUUUCGACCAGAAAAAGUACGAAAAUUUGACGACCCAGCAGUUUUUCUACCAGUUCACGAAGGAUUUCACCUACUGCUGCUACUUUUACAGCAUCGCGGCACUGAAGAUCUUACUGUACUGCAUCGUGCUGUUUCUGCUGGUGUUGAGCUUGAUCCCGCGGGGGUACUACUUGUACGUGUCUUUACUGGUUGUCAGUCUAGACAACGCCAGCACGGGCGGAUUUGAGUAUCACUGGGUGAAGCAGGCGAAAGACGAGUUUGUCGCGUCCGCGGGGGAAGAAAUAACCGGCGUGCCGCAAACCUACAAACCGUUCGGCGGAGACCUACUUGCCAAACCGCUCCUGCCCGUACCGGAAAUCGCGUUGACGUCGCGGUUGGAGGCGGCGGCCGGCUUGGGAAAAGAACACAGCAUCGACUUGCGACACCAAAACCCGUGCUUUCGGUUCGGAAAGUGGGUGCCGUGUGUGAGGAAUUAA
This is a messenger RNA of Amoebophrya sp. A120, 2240 nucleotides long. The record is from the annotation of a GenBank genome assembly. Lineage: Eukaryota; Dinophyceae; Syndiniales; Amoebophryaceae.